AUCUCUGGCCUUCCGGUCUCUUCUGGGAUGGGUCUGGCUUAUAGAUCCCGGGACUUCAGCCUGGGAGGGACAGGAGAGAAAGAGAGAGCUCUCGAAGCCCGGGUGACCUUGACAGAGGGACGGCCGAGAUUAUCUGCUGAGGUCAACCGAGUAUGUCCCCUGGAAGUUGGAGCUCCACCAUGGUAGCCCGGGGUGUCCCCUGGAUUCUGCUUGGAUUGCUGCUGUGGCCGGAGCCAGGGACAGCCUCCCUGCCUCUACUCAUGGAGUCUGUCAUCCAGGCCCUGGCGGAACUUGAGCCCCAAGUGCCAAUGAGUGAGGCCAGCCUCACUGCCUCUGCGUGGCUGCUGUCAGCCCAGGACUCCGCCUCCCCAAAUCCCCUCCACCACUUCCUCUGUGAAGCCUCUCUUGGCGGGAUUGGAGGCUGGGCUUCAAGGGCGCAGGGUUGUAAACUUGCCCUUGGACAGAACAGCCACUCCUUGGAGUGCUGGACCGAACCUUCCAGAUGUUAGUGAUAAUUUUCCAGAUAUAAGAACCACCACCCGAGGAUUACAAGAUGUUUCUCCAGCUGUCUCUUCUGCAAACAUCAGAACUGCUUCUCCAGAUGUGGAAGCUACCUCUCCAGAUGUGGAAGCCUCCUCACCAGAUGCUCAAGUCAAGUCCCCGACAUCUGUGGACAGCCUCCUGGCUGUCACCCUGGCUGGGGAUCUGGGCCUGACCUUCCUCCAGGGCCAUCAGACCCAGAGUCAUCCGGGCCUGGGGACUGAGGGCUGCUGGGACCAGCUGUCUGCCCCUCACGUCUUCACACUCCUGGACCCCAAGUCAUCGCCACUCACCAUGGCCUUUCUCAACGGUGCUCUAGAUGGGGCCCUCCUUGGGGACUACCUGAGCCGGACGCCUGAGCCCCGGCCACCCCUCAGCCACCUGCUAAGGCAGUACUACGGAGCAGGAGUGGACGGAGAGUCCGGGCUCCGUAGUAACUUCCGAAGGCAGAAGGGGGCUGCUCUGACCUCGGCUCCCGCCCUGGCCCAGCAGGUAUGGGGGGCCCUUGCCCUGUUACAGAAGCUGGAGCCGGAACACCCCCAGCUGCAGGACGUGAGCCCACAAGAACUGGCCCAUGUGGCCACCCGUGCCACCAAGGAGUUCACAGAAGCCUUCCUAGGAUGCCCCGCCAUCCACCCGCGCUGUCGCUGGGAAGCGAAGCCUUACCGAGGCGUCCCGACGCCACUGAAGCUGCCGCUCGGGUUCUUGUAUGUGCAUCACACAUACGUGCCCGCACCACCCUGCACCGACUUCGCGCACUGCGCCGCCAACAUGCGCUCCAUGCAGCGCUUCCACCAGGACACGCGAGGCUGGGAUGACAUCGGAUACAGUUUCGUGGUGGGCUCCGACGGCUACGUGUACGAGGGCCGCGGCUGGUACCAGGUGGGCGCGCACACACUCGGUCAUAACUCCCGUGGCUUCGGUGUGGCCAUCGUGGGCAACUACACCGCAGCGCUGCCCACCGAGGAGGCGCUGCGCGCGGUGCGCGACCUGCUCCCGAGCUGCGCUCUACGCGCCGGCUUCCUGCGGCCAGACUACGCGGUACUGGGUCACCGCCAGCUGGUGCGUACCGACUGCCCCGGAGACGCGCUCUUCGGCCUGCUGCGCACCUGGCCGCAUUUCACCCAGACUGUGAAGCCACGAAUGGCCAGGAGGUCCUCUCCAAGGGCAAAGAAGGAGUCACCCCCACUGAUCCCACCAGCCAUAGACCUCCAAUAAAAAGCCCAUGAGU
Tupaia belangeri chinensis (Chinese tree shrew) is the source of this 1771-nucleotide messenger RNA. It is a transcript of the gene PGLYRP2, whose product is annotated as peptidoglycan recognition protein 2. The record is from RefSeq and is a predicted model, not a curated record. Gene Ontology annotation, molecular function: zinc ion binding; N-acetylmuramoyl-L-alanine amidase activity. Gene Ontology annotation, biological process: peptidoglycan catabolic process. NCBI's taxonomy places the organism in Eukaryota, Metazoa, Chordata, Mammalia, Scandentia, Tupaiidae.